AUGGCAUGCAAUUUAACAAUUUUGGGCUGCAUCCAGAUGCCAGAGCGGCAUUACAUUCUUCAGGACAAUGCAACUCCAAGCUCUGCAUCAGCUUUUUCCUCUUCAGGGCUGCCAUCGGUGGGACCGGGUUUUGCUCGAUCGCGGAAGUUGAGGUCCAGAGCGGCUCCUUCCAUUUCGCGUCUGCGUGUUGUUCUGGGAACCAUAGCCUCUGUGGUAGCAGUUGUAGUGCUCGUUUUUUCAUGUUCGCGCGUAUACGAGAGGCGUGCACUCCAGGGCCUUCGAAGCCGCAGGCUGGCCAGCUCAGAAGACAGUGAUGCAUCGAUUGACGUUUGCGGCAGCCCCAGUGACGGAGAGGAGCAGCAACAGCGCCAGGGUCCCCGAGCUCCCGACCGGCCAGCUGAAGAGGAGCUUAAAUGGCCCCUUAAGAAGCGGUUUAUGGCAAGAGUGACUGGAAAUUGUGACGGUGGUGCUGAAGAGAAUCCCAAGCCCCAAGAAUUGCAAGAUCAUCUCCAGAAACCUUCUGUUGCUCAUCCCGGUUUAUCACCACUUGAAGCGGCUCCAGGCCUGGAACAGCCUGGCUUCUCACCACUUCCUUUUCGCUGGCCGCCGCCUUCAGCGCAACAGACGGGGUCGCCAGAGCUCAGUGAAGCCAUAGGACGACUAAGUCCCCGCCUUCAGCCCCAGGCUGCUGGGGGCGUUGCUGUACGUGCAAGGAAUACAACCCCGCUGGGUGAGCAGCUGCUGCAGAGCCAUAUUUGGCUGACGGAGCAACAGGCGGACAGCGAGCGGCGGCACCAUGAACAGCUGCUUUUCCACUUCCAGGCUAUGAGUUCCCAGGGUGUGUAUAGGGAGCAGGCAGAGCAAAUGAAUUGGCAGUCUCAGCAACACCAGGAUCGGGAAGGCCAGCAGCAGCUGCCAAGACAGCAGAGGCAGCAGGCCUCGACGGACAACCAGGCCGAAGAGCAUCUCCCGCAUGAACACGCUGAGGCUCACACUGGUUUCCCUACAACUCAGGCAGCGCCAGUACAGGAGAGUUACGGCCCCUGGGCAUUUCCGUUUAGCAGUAAUCUGCAUUUUUGGCAUAUGCCAGGGCAUGCGCCGCUCGAUGCAUCCACAGGAUUCCCGAAUCUCGGCAGUCACCACGAUGCUUCUGGACUUUUUUCUUGGUUUACGCAAAGAACAAUUUGCCUGCAAUUGCAGCAUAUGCAGGAACAGGUCCGUGGUAUGGAGCGGCAGCUGCGCCGGAUGCAGCGGCAGCUGCAGAGAGAAUCGCGGGUCGGGCGACGUCAGCCUGCCCGCAGGCGCCGGUACGCCCAGCCCUCGCGGCACCAGCAGCGGCAAAACCUGCAUUGGCAGGACGCGAGGCGGCAGAUGCAAUCGCAGCAGCAGGAUUUGCUCCAACAGAAAGAGCAGCAGCAGCAUUUGCCUCAGCAUGCCGAGCCGCCGCACUCCAUGCUACAGCGGCAGCAGUCUUCACCUCAGAACCGUCAGGGACAACAGGUACUAUCAGGCCAGCGUUGGGGCCAACCGGAGGAGCAGGAGCCGACGCCGCAGGACGACGGAAAACAGCAGCACAGGAAAAGGAAGCGCGGGCGGGAACAGCAAGAGGGGCUGGAGUCACCCAAGGAACAGCAGCAUCAGUUGCUGCAACCUACCGGGCGUGUCCCGGAGUCUUUGCUGGAAGAUGCAUGGAUUGCCCUGGGCCCGCCAAGGCCUGAAACGCCUCAACCCAGCAGCUCUCGACAAGCGUUGCAGGUACCUGUCGCUGCAGGAGAUACACCACCUUCGACCUCCGUGGAAUUUGGCACGCAAGUGGCUGGAGGGUUGCCACUAGCUCCUCCUGCCGCGUCGCUUACUAUUCCUGAUGGAGUUGCUUCAGGCGAUUCGGCUGAUUUGGCUCCAAUAUCAGGGGCUCCCGCAGCAAACACAGCAACUGGGUGUGUGUUUUCUGAUGGUCGGUCGUCCCCUGGUCCAUCCACAGCAGCCACAGAAGGCAGAGGAGUGGAGGCGGGGGUCCCUUCUACUGUGCUGGUUGGUGGGGGGUUUGGAGAUGGAGGGGCGUCAGCAGCUGGUGAAACAGCAUCAGCUGCUGAAGGCUCAGCACAUGCGGGAGGAGCAGCAGCCCCUGGAGGAGCAGCAGCUACUACUGCAGCUGGGGCAGGUUCCGCUAUACCUGCGCCUACAUCGACUCCGGCGAGCUCUACUCUGCUAGGGGAGGGGAGUGGUCCUCGAGCUGCUCAUUCGGGCGUCCACCCGCUUAUGCGCCUGCCGACGCCGUUGCCCAGUGUGACUACGCCUGUUGUGCUCGACUUUGGACGAGCCAUGCAAAGUCCGCCUUGCAAGCGGAACAUCUUGGUUUUACUACAGAAGGCAAAAACGAUACUGUCCAUGGAAUUUAUCUCUCUUUCUCAUUCGACGGUCUUGAAGGAAACAGUAGAAGAACUGAUAGGGCACGCGAUGCACCAUCAUGGUCAAAACUUGUCGGGUCACCAGACCUACCGCGCAGUUGUGCGGCUGGGGCUCCGUUACCUCACACUUGAUACUAUUGUUUCCACCCUAAUGGUUUUCCAGCAGAAGGUAGACCAGGCCUUUUGGCAGCGCUUAAUAGGUGCCGUAAACCAUGUCGCUCCCCCCCAUAUUGAAAAAUCAAACUUCUCACCUCGAGCUACUUUCUCCUUAAAACUGGCACAGGAGCUCAGCAAGGGAAUACAAGCACUAAAGGGAGGAAAGAGGCUGCCAAUUGGUUUGCAAAUGAGGCUGACUCAUAUGCUCUUCUGCUCUGGUUUUUCCCCCGCGCGUUUUAAGGAACCCAUGUUCGAUCAGUGGAGGAAGUUUCACAAGCGUGGCGCCAAUGGACCUUAG
Messenger RNA from Eimeria acervulina, 2862 nucleotides. RefSeq lists its product as hypothetical. NCBI's taxonomy places the organism in Eukaryota, Apicomplexa, Conoidasida, Eucoccidiorida, Eimeriidae. The transcript has a single exon. The coding region runs from base 1 to 2862 and encodes 953 amino acids. The record is from RefSeq and is a predicted model, not a curated record.